AUCUUGCACACCAGAAGAAACGUCACGUUAAGUUGUGCAAGCCCAUCCUCCUCCACCUACAAUGUAUGUAUUAUGAAAACCUGCAUUUCAACUUAGCCCGUAAAAACCACUAACAUAUGUACACGAAAUACUAAUCAGAACUAACUUGGUAUUCGAAUUAUCAGACAAUAGAUUAGGUAUUCUAACUUUCCGUUUGAUCAGUUAAAGUGUACGAUCUACUCUGCGCGCCGUUUAACCCCUAACGUAUCUCCCCUGGCUCGUUGGUAAACGACCACUGUGACCUCACUUCCGGUUGCGCGCGCGCUCUCCCUCAUCCAAUGAUGUUCCGAAGAAGGCGCUCGCGGGGCUGCCGUUUCCUCACCAUGGCAACCGUCGUUUUGUAAACCAUCCCUUCUUCGUGUAGGACCACCGCCGGCUAGUCAUGGCUGAGCUGGGUCUGAAUGAUCACCACCAGAAUGAAGUUAUCAACUACAUGCGAUUUGCACGCUCUAAACGUGGCCUGCGCCUCAAAACAGUAGACUCCUGUUUUCAGGAUCUUAAGGACAGCAGGCUGGUGGAAGAUACUUUCACUAUUGAUGAAGUAACAGAUAUGCUGGAUGGCUUGCAGACUGUGGUACACAGUGAGGUGGAAUCUGAACUAAUUAACACAACAUACACCAAUGUAUUACUUCUGCGCCAGAUUUUUUCUCAAGCGGAGAAAUGGUAUCUUAAAUUGCAAACUGACAUUUCUGAACUGGAAAACAGGGACUUACUAGAACAAGUUGCAGAGUUUGAAAAAUCCGAAUUUACAUCUGCAAAUAAGAAGCCUAAUCCAGAGCUGGUUAAACCUAAACUUACUCCGUUACAUGAAGGAGCAUCAGAAUUGCUAAAUAAGGAAAUUGCAAGACUCCAAGAAGAAAAUGAAAAACUGAAGACUAGAUUAAAGACAAUAGAAAUGCAGGCAACCACUGCACUGGAUGAAAAAUCAAAGUUGGAGAAGGCUCUACGGGAUGUACAGAUUGCUCAGGGGGAUCAGAAGUACAACACUUCUCAGGAUAUUAGUGAACUAGAAAAUACUGUGGCUGAUCUGAAGUGUCAGUUUGAAAAGACGUUGCAAGACAGUAGUGCAAGCCAAAAAUCUUUGGAAGAGAAUCUGGUGUCAGCAAAGCAUGACCUUCUUAAGGUUCAGGACCAGUUGGCUAUGACUGAGAAGGAAUUAGAGAAGAAGUUCCAACAAACAGCUGCCUACCGUAACAUGAAAGAGAUUCUGUCCAAGAAGAAUGAGCAGAUAAAGGAACUACGAAAGAAGCUUUCAAAAUAUGAACCUGAUGAUUAGGAUCUGAAGAGUAUUUCUUUGUCAUGAAAUGGGACCUGUUUUUCCAUCUGUUGCAAUUUAUACUUUCCAAGCAUUUCGUUUCUGUUUCUUUCUCUUUUUAAAACUAUUUAAUUAUUAGAAAGUUAUAACUGAGAAUUAAAAGUUAAAGAAAAGGCACAGUCUGAGCUUUCUGUGUUAUGCCUUUUUUGAAUAGCAACCUUGUGCUUUGCCUAGACAACUACAAGCACAGUGCUAUUAGCCAGUUCUCUGUGAAGUAGGAAAGUUUAUUAUUUCAAGUAAACUAUAAAGGUUAAGUUCCAGUUCUUUACAUACCUGUAAAAUGGAGGGCUAAGGGGUCUGUUCCCUGCAAUUUACACACUUCCCAAAUACGUCCUUUCUUUUACAGUUGUAUUAGCAGCAGAAAAAAUAUUUUCCAGGUAUUUUGCACAGUAAUUCAUUAAUUAGCACCUGUUAUGAAAAAUUUGCUGAGCAAUUUUCAACAGAGUUUUUGCACUGCAAAGAGAGGAACCUGCUCUAUUCAGGAAGCAAGCAAAUGUGGUAUCCAUGUUGAUUAACCAGUUAAAUAAAUGUGUAACUUACACAUCUAA
Messenger RNA from Varanus komodoensis (Komodo dragon), 1902 nucleotides. RefSeq names its product leucine zipper transcription factor like 1 (gene LZTFL1). The record is from RefSeq and is a predicted model, not a curated record. Gene Ontology annotation, cellular component: cytoplasm. The coding region runs from base 422 to 1315 and encodes 297 amino acids. Gene Ontology annotation, biological process: negative regulation of protein localization to cilium. The transcript has 10 exons. Lineage: Eukaryota; Metazoa; Chordata; Lepidosauria; Squamata; Varanidae.